Molecule: messenger RNA, 951 nt
Organism: Triticum urartu
Lineage: Eukaryota; Viridiplantae; Streptophyta; Magnoliopsida; Poales; Poaceae
Source: RefSeq, a predicted model, not a curated record
GCACCCUGACAGAACCGUCGUCACAAACCCCCCGUCUCGAUCUUGGAGAGAAGGAAAAGCCAGUUCGAUACCGCAGCCGUGAUGGGCGAGGCCGACCACUACAGGACGCUGGGGCUCCGGCGAGAUGCCAGCAAAGCCGAGGUCAAGGCCGCAUUCUCCCGCCUCGCCCUCCUCCACCACCCCGACCGCCACGCCCAGGCCGACGCCGCCACCCGCGCUGACGCCACCCGCCGCUUCCGCCAGGUGUACGACGCCUACCACGUCCUCUACGAUGACCACCGCCGCGCCGAGUAUGACCUCCGCACCUCCUCGGCUUGGAGCGGCUUCGGUCACGGCGGCGCCAAGUCCCGCUCCUCCUCGGCCUCGGGUGGCUACGGCCAUGGCGGGGCCUCCUCUUCGCCUUCGGGUCGCUACGGGUACCCACACGGAUGCGGCGGCGAUUUUCAGGACUGGCCAUCUCCGAGGGAAGGCGAAAGUCUGGGCGUUUGGAUGAGAGCCAAUUGGUACCCCUUGCUCUGCUGCACCAUGAGGAUCGCAAAAGUUGUAAUAGAUGGCUGGAAGCUGUAUAAUACCUGGAAAUCAUCAAGGGAGUCGUCAAUAGAGAAGGAAACAGCGGAGUCUGAAGAGAAGAUGAAGAAUGAGCCCUCAGAAGCGAAAGAGUAGAUGAACGGGGUUUCAAUCUGGCCCAUGAGAUGACCCACUGGCUACCCAUUCCAAGCCUAGUUCCACAUUGUUGUGCAAGGUGUGAGGGAGCAAUGCGUAAGGUGUAACUCUUGCCAUUCUCUGAAACUUGUGGCACAUGGCAUUAGAGAUACUAGAAUCCUUGUAAAUUUUGUCUAACUAGAUUCCACUGCGGAACGCAUGUUUUCCGUCUUGAAAGAUUUGGAAAUGUAAGCCAUCCACCGCCCCUAAGAUUGCACUGGGAUUUGGUUUGUGUUCCAAGCGAUGUAA